AACCAAAAUAAUAACAAUAGAUAUAACUAACAAUUUGGUAUUAAUAAAAAAAAAUGAUUGAUCAAAUUAUGAUAAUUUAUUCCUCCAACCUAUCUACCUGUAUAUAAACUAAAGGCACUGAUCUGAUGCAAGGAAGGAAAAUUCAAGAAUACAAACUAGAGUAAUAGCAGAAUGACUUUGUACGACGAUGAUGAGCAGAUUGAGAUUUCAGAUACGUCUGCUGGGACUCAAUCAUCCGACAAAGGAGACGGAAAGACAAAGCUAACUAUCAAAAGAAAGGAUGAGGCGCCGCUGAAAGAAACCGAUUUCGAAGUGUUGCUGGAGCUGACGGGCACAGCGGAUUUGAAGGACAGAACGGGACUUGAUCUGGUUGCUGUAUUAGAUAUUAGCGACAGCAUGAAGUUCGAAGAAGGAAAGAAACUGAAGAGAAUGAAAACUGCGAUGCAAUUCGUGAUCAAGAAACUUACGCCGAAUGAUCGUCUCUCAGUUGUCACAUUCGCGAAAACAGCUGCAAGAAAAUGCGCGUUGGAAAAGAUGGAUGUCGCUGCUCAAGCGAAGAUCGGAGAACUAGUCGAAAAUUUAACAGCAAGUGGGCUUACGAACAUAGUUGAUGGCCUUUUAGUAGGCAAACAAAUCCUCGACGGCCGCAAAUUGACUAUGGGACGCGCCUCUGCCGUCUUGUUUAUGUGCGAUGGUGAAGACACCGUGUAUAAAGAAAAUGUUAGAGAUGUUCUCCAGCAGCAGAUUCCUGUAAUCAAUUUCCCUGUAUACACAUUCGGUUUUGGCAGAAAACAAGAUGCAGUGCUACUGAAAGAAAUCGCAGAUAAGAGCCCGGGAGGAACUUAUUCGGAUGUUCAAAAUGAGGAAAAUUUGACGAAAGCGUUUUCCCAGUGUUUGGCUGGGCUUCUUACUAUCGUCGCUCCUGACUUGACGUUGACCAUCACACCGGAGAAGAACUCAAAGAUAAUCUCAGUGACAGAUGUGGGUUUUAAAAAAUCCACAAACGCUGAUGGCUCACUCACAAUUUUCUUCGGAGAUCUCUUCAGUAAAGAAAUACGCAAGGUUAUAGUUUCGCUUAGUCUAUCCGAGAUUAAACUUAGACCACGUCGAAAAACAGCCUCCUCCGACAUUCUCCAAGUCAACUAUACCUACACCUAUUCUAAAGGGAUCAUAUUUCGGGCUGAUGCUCAACUCGUUAAUAUAACUAGAUCUGCGACACCAAAAGUGACACAAGAGAACGAGGACAUUUUGAUUGAAAAGGAUCGUCUGGCUACAUUAAAGGCGAUAAAAGCUGCAAUAGCUGAGGCUGAUCGCGAUAAUCUGGCAGGAGCAGUUUCCAUUCUCGAUGCUGCCCAGAACUCGCUUCAUGAUGCUGUCUAUGACCGUAAUGAAAUGAUAGAGAUAAUGAAAUACGAGCUGAAAAAGAUCUUAGCAUUUAUGAUAACUGCUGAUUCCUACAAAAAGAGAGGGCGUCCAUUCGCACUUUCAUGUGUGAUUGCUCAUGAUCGCCAGCGUUAUGCUACGAAAGGUGACAUUGAUUUGGAAAUUAUGCGUUUAUUUGCCACGCCACGAAUGAACCAAGGCCUUGUGCAAGCGACAAACUUCGACAAGGAUUCCAGCAUAUCACCACCUACAGCGGAUGAGGAUACGAAGGAAGAACUUAAAAAUAAUCCGUAUGGUCCGGUGGCUGAACGUCUUGGGAACCAUAAUCAGAAUGCAAAGAAUUCUCUAUUACAGAAUGAUAACAAAUUUGAGAAUGUCGAGACACUUGAAGACAUUGAAAAUAUAGCACGAAAUGUUCGGAAUGCCAUCCAAUCGCUAGAGAAGAUGCUCGACUCUAUUAAGGAUCUCCUUGCAGCCUUGAAAAGCAGCCAGAAAACCUGAAUACCUUUAAUCACUUGGGUUUCCAUGGGAAAGCCAAACCUUUCAGUUUAUGAAAUUGCAUUAUUGUAAUAAAAAAAUCUUUUGUUCUAUUUGAGGCGAAUCUAUUGCAUAUUAAAUGGCAUUAUUGUAAUAGCAUGCAAUAAAAGACACCGAAAUUAAUGGUAAUUGAAAUGUCCAAAGCAUAUAUGGUACAAUUUCGUUGUAAUUUCUACAUAAAAUGAAAUUGAAUUAUGAGAUUACGUAUUUUAGUA
Molecule: messenger RNA, 2135 nt
Organism: Mercurialis annua (annual mercury)
Lineage: Eukaryota; Viridiplantae; Streptophyta; Magnoliopsida; Malpighiales; Euphorbiaceae
Product: E3 ubiquitin-protein ligase WAV3-like
Exons: 4
Coding region: 172-1884 (570 amino acids)
Source: RefSeq, a predicted model, not a curated record